Betta splendens (Siamese fighting fish) is the source of this 2116-nucleotide messenger RNA. Its product is annotated as putative zinc finger protein 702. Gene Ontology annotation, cellular component: nucleus. The coding region runs from base 936 to 1613 and encodes 225 amino acids. Gene Ontology annotation, biological process: regulation of transcription by RNA polymerase II. Lineage: Eukaryota; Metazoa; Chordata; Actinopteri; Anabantiformes; Osphronemidae. The transcript has a single exon. The record is from RefSeq and is a predicted model, not a curated record. Gene Ontology annotation, molecular function: RNA polymerase II transcription regulatory region sequence-specific DNA binding; DNA-binding transcription factor activity, RNA polymerase II-specific.
AUAGUGCGGCUAAUUUGUGGGUUUUUACCAGCUGACGAGCUUCAUGCGUCAAACAUGGCCGGUUCAUUUACAGCAUGCAGAUCCAACUGAAAGCUGUAAAGGCUUGCGUGUUGUAUGGGCCCUAAGUCAUUGCUAUACGUUGGUGCGGAGACUCUUCAGUGUGCGCUUGCAAACGGUAUAACGUUAUAACUUUUUUUUUUUUAAGGAAACACCCGUAUGUUUUCUUUAAUAUACAGUUGAUACUAGAAAAAUUUGAAUAUCAUGCAAAACUUCAUUAAUUUCAGUAACACAAUUUAAACAGUGAAACUAAUGAGAUAGAUUCAUUACAUGCAAACUAAGAUAGUUUGAGUCGUGAUUUGGCAUAACUGAGAUUAGAAUAGGAUAUUGGAACUUUUGAGAUGGUUUUCUUAAACUGUAAGCCAUAAUCAUCUCAAUUAUGACAAAUCGCAACUUUGAACUUUCUUGCUUUGCAUCUAAUGAGUCUCAUUAGUUUUACCUUUUGAGUUGGUUUUCAAAUUUGAUGAGGGUUUGCACAAUAUUCAAAUUUUGAGUAGCACCUGUGAUUAAAGGCAAGAGUGAGCUGACUAAAUCUGCAUAGCUCUGCCCCACACUGGGGGGUGGGGGAUGGGAGUGAGAAAGACACCAAAAGUUACAGGGUAUGUCAUAAGCUUUAAAGCAGUUAUGUUAUGACUGAAAAGAAUUUCAACUUGCUUUACUUGGGUCUCUAAAAGUUUGAAAAUACAUUUCAAAACCGAAAAAGAUAAAGUAGACUAUAAUUUUCACACAUUCUGUAUUGCUGCUUUUUUUGUUAUUCUAUUUAAUUUUUUUCAAUCCAUUCUGUCUCUUUUAGAACCACAGAGCAAGAAGUGGUUCAAGUCUGUCUCCAUGUGACCAAGCCUCCACCAAACUAUCGCACCUGAAAAUUAAUCAGAGGAAUGACUGAGGAGAGACCAUACAGCUGUGACCACUGUGGAAAAACAGUCAUUACAAGGCGGAGCCUAAAGGGCCAUCUGCAAAUUCAUACUGGACAAAGAAUGACUGUGACUGACAAUGACUGUGGAGCUGCUUUCCAGAGAUCUUACCCUUGUGAUGAGUGUGGAAAAACAUUCACUGCAGCUAGCUCCUUAAAGGUGCACCAUCGUGUUCACACAGGAGAGAAACCCUACACGUGUGAUCAGUGUGGAAAUGCAUUCACUACAGCUAGAUCUUUAAAGUUGCACCAACGUAUUCACACAGGAGAAAAGCCUUACAUGUGUGAUCAGUGUGGAAAAACAUUCUCUGCAUCUACGCCUUUAAAGUUGCAUCAACGCGUUCACACAGGAGAGAAACCUUACUCAUGUGAUCAAUGUGGAAAAGCGUUCUCUGCUCCAAACAGUUUUACGCAGCAUCUGCGUCUUCACACAGGAGAGAAACCAUACUGGUGUGAACAGUGUGGAAAAACCUUUGCUGUACUUUCUAGUCUAGAAAUUUACCGUCGCCAGCACACUGGAGAGAAAUCACACUGGUGUGACAAGUGUGGUAGAACAUUCUUUCGUUCAACCGGCUUAAAAAAAACACCUACGCACGUGUGUAGGAGGUUUCCCAUGUGCGAUCUGUGGAAAAAUGUUCUUUAGGCCUUUUCACCUUGAAUGGCAUCAGUUGUCUCACACUGAACAGAAACCUUCAACUGCUGAAAAAUCAAGCACAUCAUCAGCUACGUCCCAAUAGAGAGAAACCUAAGCUGUGCGAGAGUGAUGGAGAAGCUUUUAAAACAAAACUUUAAUUAAGCCAAUUCCUACUGGUGUAAAUGUUGUGAAAAGUUUUUGUUUAAAGGUUUAGUUCUUUUGGUUGAUUUUUUUUUCAGUGUUGCAACGUAAGGGAAAUAUGUUUAUGCUAAAAAGAAAUUAAGAUUUAUGAAGGUUUUUGCAGCACAGAAUUUCCUUGAAUGUGUCCGUAGAUGAUGUAGUUAAUUGUUAACCCGAAGAAAAAAAAAGACAUGUCGGUGGACAAAAAUAGCUACUAAAAUGGUGAAGAUUCAUGAUUUGUUGAAAUUCAUUCAAAAUUGGGACCAGGUUGGAUUUGUGGUCAAAAGCUGACAAAUUAAUCACAAUCGUCCCUUUAUUUUGUAAAGACACAU